Schistosoma margrebowiei is the source of this 5022-nucleotide messenger RNA. The record is from the annotation of a GenBank genome assembly. Lineage: Eukaryota; Metazoa; Platyhelminthes; Trematoda; Strigeidida; Schistosomatidae.
AAGUAAGGAGUUUAACAGAAAGAAUAAUGAUGGCCUCUGGUGUUCUGUCCUCCGAGCUUGUAAUCUAAAUCAUUGAAUAUUCUCGGCCUUCCAAAACACGCGCUCUUGUCGAGUGUGCUCGACGUCCUCAGAAAUUUAGGAUGGCUAGCCCAAGGACACGGCGAGUGCUAAUGGAUGUCAAGAAAACAAAUGCGAACCAUUUAUGUUUCGAAUGUGGGUCGCCAAAUCCUCAAUGGGCUAGCGUUACAUAUGGUAUUUGGAUAUGUUUAGAGUGUUCAGGAAAACAUCGUGGAUUGGGGGUUCAUUUGAGCUUUGUUCGCUCAAUUAACAUGGAUAAAUGGAAGGAGUUGGAAUUGGAAAAAAUGAAAGUUGGAGGCAACAGACAUGCUAAGGAGUUUUUCGUUUCACAACCUGAUUACAGACCUCAAUGGAGUUUUCAAGAAAAGUAUAAUAGUAAAGCUGCUGCUUUGUUGAGAGAUAAGAUUGCAACUGAAGCGUCUGGUGAGGAUUGGGAUGAAGAAGCCGCUAAUGUACGUAAUAAUAAAUCUACUAGUAUAAGUCAUGUAAAAACAACCGGUGAUCUGCCAUCUUUAUCCUCAGAUAAACGAAACUUUCAUAAUCAUAAUGAUUACCAAACCCCUGACUAUUAUCCUGGAUCAAAAAACAUGACCAGUUGCCAUUCAGAUUUGGAAUCCUGGUUAAGGGAUGCAAAUUUAUCCGAGGAGCAUGAUUCAUCUACAACACCAGCAACGAAGACAACAACUACUUCUGCCAAUGCACGUUAUGAUAAAGUUCCAGAUUGGGCUGACUCUAAAUUUAUGGAUGACAAUGGUAAAUAUACGAAUUCUUCGUCUAGGCAUUAUUCAUUAGUACCUGAAAGAAAUGAUAAAUACUCGUGGCAGUCAGGUUGGGCAAUGGUUAGUCAAGUGGCUUCAGUAGCUGCUAAAUGUACCAGUCAAUUAGCAUCUCAAGCAACACAAAAAACCAAAGAAUUAACUCAAUCCGUUCAGGAAAAAGUUAAAGAUAGCAAUAUUUUGGAUUCAUUAUCAAAAGGUGUUGAUACUGUCACCUCAAAGUUGCAAACAGUGAAAGCGCAAGGAAUUCGAAGUUUUGAAUCAUAUUGGACCAGCAGUCCUGAAUCAGAUCUAUCUACCGGAAAUUCUGACAAAUCAUAUGGGUCUACUCUCUUUAAUAAUCGUGAACAAGAUCGUUCCAGUUCAAUGUUUCUUGAUCGACACCUACAACAUGGAACCGAUUCGUUUAAUAGAAGUGAAGGAAAAGGUAAUGGUUUUUCGUUUACAUUCAAAAUGAAGAAUGUUUCGUGUGCAACUGUGUGUUAUGGACGACGUUUUUGACGAUUAAUGAAACGGGGUUUCAGUUGAUAAAUUCACUGUGUAGAGUGGUUAUUUAUAGAUGAACACAAUGAUAUGAUGUGUGGCCAAGUGAUGGUUAGUUACGAGACUGUAUUAUUAACAGAAGUCGCCGAAUAAUUAGGGAUGACUGACAAGACUACUAGUUGUAUGAAUAUAUUUUCUAUGUGAUAUAUUAAUAUAGUUGUAUUUGGAAUGUGAACAGAAAAUAAAAAUGAUAGAAUGUGAUGGGGAAUCGGAGUAAAGUAGCCUGUAGUUCACUGGCCCGGGGACGUGAUUGUAGAUUUCAAGGGUCAACUUCUCAUGGCCGAUAACACGACCUUUUUAUGACAAGUUUGUAAUGUAUGUUAGUUACGUACUUCAAACUGUCUUAUUAUCAGAGAAGAAUCUGUAUGGUAAGGUGAAGUUCAACAUUUCUGCCUCCUUCCUAUUGUGAGAAAGCUCCAUCGUCGCAGGUUCCUGUUGUCUAUCGAAAGCACCUUGGUUCUGUCACACCCCUGUACAGUCAGCAGUAUGACCUCACUCUCGAACCUUAAGUUUGUCUUACCGAUCUCCAACCGACCUCCCUGGGAUGGUAGGAUCCUAAAAGAACAAGUGUUCCAGUUAGUCUAUCUCGAUUGGUUGAUUACAAUAGGCACACUCGACUAUCACUUCAAGGUAGCAGCUACUGUCGGCUACAACCAUAGUGUUUUAUCCGUAUUCCUCCCAACACACGCAAUUAAAGAAAAAGAGGAAAUGGGUGUUUUCACACAAAAGCUUUUGGUAUCUCCUAACGAGGCGAAAACACGAUUCGACUAUUUCAUACCCGACUAUUUCUGUCUGUCAUCGCACAACUAUAACCGCAUAAUUCCAACUUCUUGCUAUUGCCAAGCUCAUAUAUAUAUAUUUUACAGAGACUUCAUCAUUACAUACACUUAGGGACCUAGUCUGCAUGGAGUUGCCUUAGCAGCUUUUAUCAACUUAUGUCAUACUUGCAAGAGAUUGGAUUACUUGAAUUUCCAGUGUUAGUUAUUGAUAAUAUUAAUACUUGAUAAUUAUUUCAAAUAUUGAUAAUGGUAGUUUAUUGUUUGAUGUAAAAGAUAAUUGUAUAGGAUCAACUGGAAGAUAUUGUACUGUGUACUUCGAUUAUUACUUAACAUUUCUAUCAAUAUAUGGGUUGUGUUAAUUUAUAAAUAAAUGAAGUAAUAUGUUCAUUGGUUUUGACUAAUAAUAAUUAAAGUAUCAUUCGUAAACAUAUCUGUAAUAAUUGUAAUGAAACCGAAAACAUAUUAAUUGAUGAAUUUAUAAUCUCAAUAAUUGAAAUGAUGAGUCAAUUGAAGUUAGACCACCAUAGAAAACCUGGAAACACUGGACGGCCGUUUCGUCCUAUUAUGGGACUCCUCAGCAGUGCGCAUUCACGAUCCCGCACUCCGCGAGAUUCGAACCCAAGACCUAUAUUCAUAAUCGACAAAAUUUCAUGAAAAAAAAUGCAAAAGGGUUUAUUUGAUUUCCAAUAGCUCACUCCAUCUAUGAUCCAAGCAAGAUAUUAGACUAUAUGUUAAAGGGUAUGCACUGCCCACUAGUGCAUUAUAUUACUUAGCGAGUGGAAAAAAUCCGUAUGUCUUUUAUUAUUAUUUCUUUAAAGAUCAUCUUGUAAUGUACGCAUGGAUGUGCGUGAUUGAUUAAUCAGCAUUCUAAUGAGUACUUUUUGCCUUAUAUGUAGUUUCUUAAGAAAUGCAGCGUAAGAUUAUAACUACUGUAUUUAAUGAUUUUCGGACUAGGUUGACGUUAUCUCAUACAAAAUACACCUUAUUUGUGAGAAACACACUUGAACCAUCUUCGUUUCCAUUGUUUUAAACAUCUCCCCUACUAUAAAUCCUCAAAAGUCAGACUCAUCAUUUUGCAUCUUCUUGUCUUCUAAAUCGUUACUUAGUUUUCUAGUAAAAUGUCUUCUUGCGGCAGCCAUUCAUCAUAUACCACUCGAAAAGCUACUCAUACGCUUGAAAACCUCAACAUAGAAGGUAGUAUUCGUUGUUAGGACUAGAUUCAUGGUGAACUCUAUCGUAAAUGUCAAAAACGAUAAGUAGCAUUACCUUACUUGCUUAUAGGCUUUUUGGUGUUUAAGUCUCAUACAUUGUUUUCCAUUCUUUGUUCUAUGAUUUAAAUUCAAUGUUUAAUUAGAUCCAUAGUUAGUAUUUCAUAUAGAUCAGUCCAUGUAUUUAUUAGAUAAACUAUGUAAGUUAUUUGAAAUAGGUUGACUUAAAAAGAAUAAUCAUUUAAACAAACAAAUAUCCUUCAUAUUAUUGUUUAGGGGCUUCAUUGUCGAAUACUAAUUGGAAUAACAACGAAACCUGUGGUUGGGAUUUAAGCAAUGAUCAUGGAUGGGGAACGAUUGAUGAUGAUGGUUGGUCUACCACAACUGGUGGUGGUAGUUCUAGGACAACACUAACUAAUGAAUCAGUUGUACAACGUGAUUCCAAACUUGAAAACAAUGGUUACAAUCGAAGAAGCCGUAAAAAUUCUUAGAUUCAAUCACUUGAUAAUUUAAAUUCUCCCAAUCUUUUGUUGUUGUUGUUGUUUUGUUUGGAAGUGUGAUCAAGGUCAUUUAUCUUAUCUUGUUUGUAUACUGUAACUAUUCAUUUCUUGGCUCUUUUGUUUGUUUGUUUUUUUGCUUGAAUAAAAAUUGUUUUUUCCCCUAUUCUUUCUUUAAUUCGAAAUAAUGUGUAAUUUAUUUUCAAUCUGAAGAAAUCUCUUUCAUUUACUAUAUAUCUAUCUAUCUUAAUUUCGCUAUGUAAUCUUUAUAUAGUAAGAAUUAAAGAUGCACACAUCUAUAAAUUAUAAUCACUUGUAAUGGUAACUAAGCCAAUGAUGUUUCUCUCUUUGAUUUCUUAUCUUUUUUGCUUUAAACCCAUUUGGCGUUUUAUACGAUAUCAGUAGUAGUACUCUGUUUGGUAUGAGCAAUAUAUAAUGUGAAACAUUUGCACGGUUUAAGUAAAAAUCAUCUUUUAUGUGGUUACGUUUUUUUUUUUUACAGACAGAUGUGACUUCUUCAAUAUAUUCGCUUGUUCAAUUUUUGUUUGUGUUAUUCUGAUUCAAUUAUUCAGUAAUUAGGCUUAUAAUUUACGAAUGGUGAAUUUAAAAGAUUGUUCAUUGUGACUUCCUUCUAUGAAGAUGGACUGUAGUAACUGGGGUGGUCUUUGUUUAGCCAUUUCAACACAUGGAUCGGUGAUUUAUUACCGGUGUAUUUAACUUUUAAUGAUUAGAUUUUAGGUUCAGAUCUACCUUAUUUCUGUGGAUAAUGUCAAUCGGUCUUACAUAGAAUAGUGCAGUUUAAACUUGAAUAGAUGGAUUUGUGAACUAUUGAUGAAUUUGUAAGUCUUGAGUCUUGUGCGAAAUUGUUUUUAGAAUGUUUUGUUUACUAAUAAGUAGUUUAUCAGUUUUAUUUAAAAUUAUCAUAUCCACUAGAUACAGUCGUAAUUUCAUGUGUAGAAUGUUUCUCUGUGUUGGAUGUUUACAUUCAUACAAAGCAAUGCUACUGGAAUUUUCUUCAUAGCGAAUUUCUAUAUUUUCUCAACUGUACGUUUUUCCACUGUUUUGUGGAUGCGUUGAAAUAAGCAACAGUAUAUCAUGUUUUUCCGCCUUCAAUCUGCAUCUGCGUGUACGUAGGUAAAGG